This is a messenger RNA of Penaeus indicus, 879 nucleotides long. Its product is annotated as zinc finger protein 512B-like. The coding region runs from base 1 to 879 and encodes 292 amino acids. The transcript has 3 exons. The record is from RefSeq and is a predicted model, not a curated record. NCBI's taxonomy places the organism in Eukaryota, Metazoa, Arthropoda, Malacostraca, Decapoda, Penaeidae.
AUGGGGAUCCAUAACUUCAAAAAGCAAGGGACUUCAAAAGUCUGUAAUCCGACCCUGCUCAAAGCUAAAACAAUUAAACUCAUGCCCAUAAUGAAAUCCAUGCCCACAAUGAAACCCAUGCCCACAAUGAAACCCAUGCCCAUUAUGAAACCCAUGCCCAUAAUGAAACCCAUGCCCACCAUGAAACCCAUGCCCAUUAUGAAACCCAUGCCCAUAAUGAAACCCAUGCCCAUAAUGAAACCCAUGCCCACCAUGAAACCCAUGCCCAUUAUGAAAUCCAUGCCCACCAUGAAACCCAUGCCCAUUAUGAAAUCCAUGCCCACCAUGAAAUCCAUGCCCACCUUGAAACCCAUGCCCAUUAUGAAAUCCAUGCCCACCAUGAAAUCCAUGCCCACCAUGAAACCCAUGCCUAUUAUGAAAUCCAUGCCCACCAUGAAACCCAUGCCUACAAUGAAACCCAUGCCCACAAUCAAACCCAUGCCCACAAUCAAACCCAUGCCCAUAAUGAAACCCAUGCCCACCAUGAAACCCAUGCCCAAUAUGAAACCCAUGCCCACAAUGAAACCCAUGUCCACAAUGAAACCCAUGCCCAUUAUGAAAACCAUGUCAACCAUGAAACCCAUGCCCACAUUGAAACCCAAGCCCAUUCUGAAACCCAUGCCCACCAUGAAAUCCAUGCCCAUAAUCAAACUCAUGUCCACAGAACUGAAUAGAAAUGUCCUAAGGAAAAGGCUCGCGUCCAAGAGUAAUGUGGAUCUCUGGACUGCCUCAGGUGGAACCCCAUUUCACGUCGAGGGCCCUGGAGGCUGUCUCCUUAUAGUGUGUGGGGGUUGGUAUGGAAUUAUGGCACAUGCAUACGGUGAGGAAGUGACAAUAUGA